Messenger RNA from Danio rerio (zebrafish), 2003 nucleotides. RefSeq names its product adenylate kinase 3 (gene ak3). Gene Ontology annotation, biological process: ADP biosynthetic process; ITP metabolic process; GTP metabolic process. Lineage: Eukaryota; Metazoa; Chordata; Actinopteri; Cypriniformes; Danionidae. Gene Ontology annotation, molecular function: nucleoside triphosphate adenylate kinase activity; phosphotransferase activity, phosphate group as acceptor; ATP binding. The record is from RefSeq and is marked validated. Gene Ontology annotation, cellular component: mitochondrion; mitochondrial matrix.
GUGCAUCAGAAAAGGACGGGCUUAAUCUGGGAAUAAAACUGUGGAGUUGCGUAUUUGUCGAUUUAACCGCACAGAAGACCGUGCAUCCCUAAAACCUGUCACCGCAACAGAGAUUCCACAGGACUGCACAUAUAGGAGGGAUGUUGUGACUAGGAAAUAUUAAAUUGCACAUUGUCAAAUAGUUACUAAAGGCUGCAUUUCAGUGAAAUUGAAGUAUGGGUCUGCAAAGCGUGUUCCGCGCGGUAAUCAUGGGGGCCCCGGGCUCUGGGAAGGGAACUGUGUCAAGCCGGAUAGCGCAGAGUUUCGGCCUGAAGCAUCUCUCAAGUGGAGACAUGCUGAGGGCCAAUAUCGAGGCCAAGACAGAUUUGGGUCUCCUUAUGAAGUCAUGCAUUGAUCAAGGUCAGUUGGUUCCUGAUGAUGUCAUCUCUCGCCUCAUCCUGUCCAGUCUGAGGGGUCUAGAGAAGACCAGCUGGCUACUGGACGGGUUUCCUCGUACUGUAGCUCAGGCUGAGGCUCUGGAUUGUGUGUAUGAUGUGGACUCUGUAAUCAACCUGGACGUGCCUUUCCAGACUAUCAGAGAGCGACUGACAUCUCGCUGGGUGCAUCUUCCCAGCGGCAGGGUCUAUAAUAUAGAUUUUAACCCACCCAAGAAACCAGGUCUUGAUGAUGUAACAGGAGAGCCGCUGGUCCAGAGAGAUGAUGACAGUCCUGAAACUGUGUCCAGGAGACUGAAGGACUACGAGAGACAAACACAGCCAGUUCUGGAGUAUUACAGGAGUAAAGGAGUGUUGGAGACAUUUUCAGGAACCGAAACCAACAAAAUAUGGCCUCACGUUCAUACCUUCCUGAGCAGGAAGAUCCCAGGACAUAAGCAGGCCAUGGGGAAAGCCUGAUUGACGGAAAACCUCUCAGACUUUUUUUACACGGUCAGAUAUGAGCACAACGCACCUCUGAGGCCUCUACUGUAUCUGGAGUUACAACACUUACAUGAUCAAACCUUUGCUCUGGUUUCAUGCCUUUGUGGGACAGUUAGUGCCAAACUGGAGGUUUAUGGUCAAACUUAUUUCUAGACCUAGUCACUCCUGCCAUUCUAGACAAAGUAGUUUUUAGUGUUCUAGGAAUAUGGAAAUUAAUAACUGACUACAAAAUUAAUCCUUUUUAAGUGCCCAUGCCAUGAAGUGGCAGAUCUAAAACAUUCCUGUUUAAUAUCUAGUCUGUGAAAAUGAGUAGCGGCUUUUAUUUUUUAAAUCCAAUUAUUUAGAAAAGUGUUUUAAAGUUUGGCUUAAAGCAUCAAGUUAAAUCUGAUAUAGCUUUAAUAUGAAGUUAAAAUAGCUCAUUAUGAUUGCUUAAAGUAACACAAAAUAUCUUCAUGGGCAAUAAAAGAUUUAACAUGAUGUUUUAAGACAUUUUAACCUAAGAAAUUUAAAGCAGCAACCUAUUUUAUUACAUUAUGUAAUGAGUUUUUAAAGCUACCCAAAUCUGUGCAAACUACAGAAAGAUAUUGAACAUUUUUCAGAUGAAUGUAGACACAAAUAUAAUUAUAAAGUAUUGUUCAUUUUUACCAUGAUGGCCUUUAUUAGCAAAAAAAACAUUGUGAUUAAGAUUGUAUGGGUCGAUGUUUGAUGAAUGAUCAUGGAUCAUUUGAAUGAACAGUAUUAGAGAUAUUUUUGAUAUACACAAAUGAUGUAUUUUUAAUUAAAAGACUUUUGUAUGAUACAAUACAAAAUUUAACAAAGGGAAUGAGAUUUUUAGAAAAUGUGUACUUAUUUGUACUGAUCAUCCACUGUUUUGUGAGUCCUUGGCCACAAAAAAUGAAGUGCAAAGCGAUGUUUCAUCAUUUAAUUGUAUGGUACAAUUUGCAAAUCACUGUUUAAAUUGUAGUGACUGAAAAUUCUGCUUUCGAAUAAUGGAUAAAUUAUUAAAUGCAUCUUGAUCAGAUAUAAGAGUUUUGUUUAUUUCCUUUGAAACAACUGCAAUAAACACAAUGAUUCUUGAUUCUUAAA